UCAUUCAAAUCCACUUUCAAUUACUUGAAUUAGUAUUCGCUACAAUGAAUAGCUUCAAAUUAUUCUUCACUCUUCUCAUUUUUCUACCCGUUUCUAUCUUCCUACACAUCACUCCAUGCCAAGCACAGCUUUCCACCACAUUCUACGAUGCUACAUGCCCCAAUGCAUCCACCAUCAUCCGCAACUCUAUCCGCCGCGCCAUUUCCGCGGAGCGGCGGAUGGCGGCCUCCCUCAUCCGUCUCCACUUCCACGACUGCUUCGUUCAGGGAUGCGAUGCCUCCAUCUUGCUCGAUGAGACCGCUACUAUCCAGACCGAGAAGACGGCAAUCCCUAACGCCAACUCCGUUAGAGGAUUCAACGUGAUCGAGGCGGCCAAGCGCGACGUAGAGCGCGCAUGCCCCGGCGUCGUUUCAUGCGCCGAUGUACUUACCUUAGCCGCACGCGACGCCUCUGUCGCUGUUGGUGGGCCCACAUGGAAUGUGCGACUCGGAAGAAGGGAUUCAACCACUGCUAACCGCGACGCGGCCAACACUGAUCUCCCUAGUCCGUUUGCCGGCCUCGACAUUCUUAUGGAUGCUUUCGACAAGAAGGGUCUUAAUGCAAGAGACAUGGUUGCCCUGUCUGGAGCGCACACAUUAGGCCAAUCCCAAUGCUUCUUGUUCCGUGGGAGGAUAUACAGCAACGGUACCGACAUUGAUGCCGGCUUUGCCAGCACCAGGAGACGGGGCUGCCCACAGAGCGGCGGCGAUAGCAACUUGGCGGCCCUGGAUUUGGUGACGCCGAAUUCAUUCGACAACAACUACUUCAGGAAUUUGGUGCAGAGGAAAGGACUGCUACAGUCGGAUCAAGUCCUCUUCAGCGGAUCCACGGCCAGCAUCGUGUCGCAGUACAGCGGAAACCCUAGAACUUUCGCUGCUGACUUUGCGGCUGCGAUGAUUAAGAUGUCGGAGAUUCAGCCGCUCCUCGUCGGAGAGCGUGGAAUCAUUAGAAGGACAUGCAGCGCUGUCAACUAGUUUAUAUACUGCGCUGUUUCUUUUUCUCAUUUCACAUCAAUUAAUUCAUUUCUAUUUAAAUUCGCAUAACUCUUUUGUGUCGUGGAUCAAAAUGUUUUUGAAAUAAAACUAUCAACAACAAACACAUGUA
Molecule: messenger RNA, 1143 nt
Organism: Salvia splendens (bonfire salvia)
Lineage: Eukaryota; Viridiplantae; Streptophyta; Magnoliopsida; Lamiales; Lamiaceae
Product: lignin-forming anionic peroxidase
Exons: 3
Coding region: 45-1013 (322 amino acids)
Biological process (GO): response to oxidative stress; hydrogen peroxide catabolic process
Molecular function (GO): heme binding; peroxidase activity
Source: RefSeq, a predicted model, not a curated record